This is a messenger RNA of Drosophila takahashii, 2588 nucleotides long. It is a transcript of the gene Iyd, whose product is annotated as Iodotyrosine deiodinase. The record is from RefSeq and is a predicted model, not a curated record. Gene Ontology annotation, cellular component: plasma membrane. Lineage: Eukaryota; Metazoa; Arthropoda; Insecta; Diptera; Drosophilidae. Gene Ontology annotation, molecular function: oxidoreductase activity.
AAAUAGUCAGGAGUACAAAAGUUAUAUUUCCAAAUAAUGCUACAAAAUUUAGUUGAGUAAUAAUGCUGUUGCCCGUAAAGAACUAUCAGACCGCCGAAGACGACGCCAAUCCGAAUGUAACCCUCCUGAAACGCCAGAUAGCCGAGGAUGGAACUAAAACACAGGCGCUGCUGCUUCAGGCGUUCCGCUUCGAAUUGCUUAAUGACGCCAAUGCGUACCCGAUCCUCCAGGAUCAGCUCCAGCGACAGUCAGUCGCCAGGAGUCGUUAGACCGGGUCAAGAACCCAUAACCUCCCCUGCAAUACAAAGUACCCUUGAGAAACCCAAAAAAUCCAAGGGAUUCUUUUCAUUUCUGUUUGGAAAACGGUCGCGUAAGUCCAAGAAAGUUAAUCAUUUAAAUGGGCACAACUUUCCGUUUGCGGAACACGACGUCAGAAAGCUAAUUCGUCUGUACUGCAAACAUGACAACCUGUAUAACCCUAAAAACCUGUACUAUGGCAACAAAGAGAUCGAUGAGGAUUGCUAUAAUGACAUGAUGCGAUCUUUUCCGGGACAAAGCAGCUCGCAACUGAGAUCCUGCAUCGAAGAGCUGAGAAUUCUGUUCGAAAGGGAAUAUACCAUAAUUGAGGGAGCCCGCAGGAAAUACGGAGAAAUAUUGACGCCUUCUAUUCGCUACUACAAUGAAUUUCUUUUCCUGGUGCCCCAUCUCUCGAUAGAUUUUGAAAAAGAACUUCCUGACAGUGGAUCGAGUGCGAUGUCCGCCGGUAAACUUCCUUCCACGGACCUAAAAAAUCAGAUAGCCACCACGGAAAUGUUGUGCCAUAAACUGACGAAUUUCACUGGUUUUCCCUUAGCUGCUUUUCCUGGAAGUGUAAUACUAAAGAGGCUAAAGAAAUCAAAUAGCAAGGAAAGGGAAAACAGGGAUAUUCAGGAUCUGGAUCAGCAAAAUCAGGAGAAAGAAAAAUCCAGUGAGCAAAAGGAUGAAAUGAAAGUGGAAAAUCAGGACAAGGAGCAGAAGGAUAAGGAGGAUCAGCAGCAAAAGGUCACAUUUUCUCCUUCAUCGGAGGAAAAGUCCAUAGAUUACAGUGAAGAAGGAACCAGCCGAAAUAGGAUAACCUCCGAUAUGUCCACCCAAUCGUCUUACUACGUGAAUGAACAGGAUCUGAAAACCACAGACUUGACUUGCUCCUGUCGAUCGGAUGCCUCUCAAAAACCAGUUGCCUGCCCCUGGCGACCGGAAAAUACUCCUUGUGUGGAUAAAUGUCAAGGGGUAGUAUCGAAUUCUACCCAAAAAUCAGUUGCCUGCCCCUGGCAACAUGAAAAUGCCCCCUGCUUACCCGCAUGUAGAGUAGAUCCCAUGGAACUCUGCCCGAAAUCAAAUGAAUUAAAGGAAAAUAAGAGCUCCGAUAAAUCUGGAAAUAACCAGCAAGUGCAGAUGCUCUGCGACAUGAUACGAACCGAACUAAGCAGUGCUCCGGAUUUCAUAUAUUUCGAUGCCAAGUGGCGGAUCAUAGAGAUCUUAAGGGAGGUUCACAAGCGCCAGUUGGUUUAUCAGAAGGCCGUUCCUCAACUUAAUCCCCGUCGACCAGUGCCGCCAAAAAAGCGACUCUCUGGAGAGCACAAUAUACAAGUUAAAAAUCAAAAGCCCCAGGAAAAACCAGGAGCCCCGGGGAUUUCCAUGGAGCUGGACGAGCUGAUCAGCUCCAAGCUACUCAAAAAUUGGCCGAGUUUUCUCAUCUGUUUGGGACUCUUUUGGAUCCUUAAAAAUGUGAUAUAUAAGAGGAGUCGAGGCCCCCAGAGAUUUACUUUGGAGGAGCCAGACGAGGAGGUUGAAGAUUUAGAAGACCUCGAGGAUGAACUGCAGCCAGCUCUGGAGGAGAAGCCCCAUGUAGCCUUUGUUCCCGGCCAGAAUCUCAAUCCAAAUGGAGCGGAGCGUUUCUAUCAGCUAAUCCAAGGACGUCGCAGCAUUCGCUCGUUUAGAAGUGAUCCCAAACCGGAUCUCAGUGUUAUAGAGGACUGCAUUCGGGCAGCGGGAACUGCUCCCAGUGGCGCCCAUACAGAACCUUGGACCUACUGCGUUGUGGAGGAUGCGGAACUCAAGCAAUCCAUUCGAGAAAUUGUGGAGCAGGAGGAGUUCAUCAACUACAGCCAGCGGAUGCAUCAGCAGUGGGUCACCGAUCUACGACCCCUGCAAACCAAUCAUGUCAAGGAGUAUCUCACAGAUGCCCCCUAUCUUAUACUGAUCUUUAAGCAGACCCAUGGACUAUCGAAGACUGGAAAGCGGAAGAGGCAUUACUACAAUGAGAUAUCUACUUCAAUUUCGGCUGGGUUCCUUUUGUGUGCCCUUCAGGCAGCAGGACUCUCGACCCUCGUCACCACUCCUUUGAACUGCGGUCCUGCCUUGAGAUCCCUCCUCAAGCGCCCUACAAAUGAAAAAUUACUUAUUCUACUGCCCGUAGGGUAUCCAAAAAUCGACUGCACAGUUCCGGAUUUGGAGAGGAAGAAUUUGUCGGAUAUUAUGGUUACAUUUUAAGGUAUUAUUACGUCUCAGCAGUUUACAAAAUAGUUAAAUAAAGAUAAACAGAAUUA